Nematolebias whitei (Rio pearlfish) is the source of this 1779-nucleotide messenger RNA. Its product is annotated as alpha-1,6-mannosylglycoprotein 6-beta-N-acetylglucosaminyltransferase B-like. Gene Ontology annotation, cellular component: Golgi apparatus. Bases 1 to 1779 code for a protein of 592 amino acids. NCBI's taxonomy places the organism in Eukaryota, Metazoa, Chordata, Actinopteri, Cyprinodontiformes, Rivulidae. Gene Ontology annotation, molecular function: alpha-1,6-mannosylglycoprotein 6-beta-N-acetylglucosaminyltransferase activity. Gene Ontology annotation, biological process: protein N-linked glycosylation. The record is from RefSeq and is a predicted model, not a curated record. The transcript has 14 exons.
AUGCGCGUUGCUCUGCGGCAUCGCAGUGGCUGUCUGCUGCUCUGCGUGGGCCUGUCCCUGCUCACUCUGCUGCUGCAGAGCCUGUGGGUGCCACCUGAGCUGACCCGUGAUGAAGCUGCAGGGAGAUCACCUGAGGAACAAAGUCAGGGUAGUCCUCGCCUCCAUGGGAUGGCACUUCGUUUGGAAGCUUUGAGUGAUCAGGUACAGAGGCUGAGCAGUAAAAGAGAUGACAUCUAUCUGGACAGAAAUGAUCUCAGUUUACUACUACACAGGCUCAGACAGGAUCAGCAGAGUUUGACUCACUUGGUUGAGCGGGAGCUGCAGAGAGUGUCUCAGAGGCUCGAGCAGCUCAGCCACCAUCAUCACCAGCCGGUGCUGCUUUUUCCUGGUGCCCUGGCUGGGAGUGGCGGUCAGCGUUUUGAAGCCAUGGUGGACAGAGGUGGUCCUCUUGGAGAGUUGGUCCAGUGGGCCGACCUCAGCAGCUGCCUGAUGAUCCUGGGUCAUGACGUGACCUUUAGCACCUCACAGCAGCAGCUCCGCAGUCUGAUAGGUGCUGCGCCAGGCCGAGGCAGCUGUCCGAUCCAGAGGCCUCUCACCUUUGACCUCAUUUAUACCGACUACCACGGGCUUGCUUUCCUUCAAGGAACCAUGGGACUGGCUUUCCAGCAUUACCAGUGCCGUUUUAGGAUUCUGGACUCAUUUGGAACUGAACCAGCCUUCAACUUGGGAACUUACGCUCGAAGCCAUGGAUAUAAAACCCAGUGGGGUAGCUGGAGUCUCAAUCCUCUGCAGUAUAUGACUAUGUUCCCUCAUACUCCUGAUAAUUCCUUCCUGGGGUUUGUGAGUGAAGAGGCAGUAAAGGAUGAUGAGCCCGAGUCAAAAAGUUACAGGAAAGACAAGAUAGCAGUGGUUUAUGGCAAACAGGAAUACAUGUGGCAGGGUAAAACUCAGUAUCUUGAGGUUAUUAGUGAAGCGUUAGAGACUCAUGCCACAGUCUACCGACCUCCAGGACACUCCUCCGACCUUCCCAGUUUCAUCAAAAACCAUGGACUUCUGUCUCAGGAGGACUUCCUACGACUUCUGCACAGAACAAAGGUUUUUGUAGGUCUUGGGUUCCCCUAUGAGGGUCCAGCUCCUAUUGAGGCCUUAACGCUAGGCUGUGUUUUCCUUCAGCCACGAUUUGACCCCCCACACUCAUCAGAGAAUAAUGACUUCUACAAAGGCAAGCCUACCACCAGACAGAUCACCUCACAGCACCCAUAUGCUGAGCAGUUCAUUGGUAAACCAUACGUGUGGACUGUGAAUGUGACCAACAAGACAGAUGUUCAGCAGGCUCUCAGGUCUAUUUUAAGCACAGAGGUGAAGCCUUUCACUCCUCAGGAGUUCACAUGUGUGGGAAUGUUGGAGCGGCUUCAUGGUUACAUCACUCACCAGAACUUCUGCAGUAAAUCUGUCCCGGCUUGGCCGCCAGAAAGUGCUCUGAGGGGGCACCUGGGUCCACUGGGUCAGUCCUGCGCGAGUGUGUGUCAGCGCUCCUCCCUGGUGUGUGAGCCUGCUCUCUUUCAUCACCUGAACACACCUGCAGCAUUUACUGGGCUUGGGCUGCAGUGCUCUGGCACGGUGCAGGAAGUCAACCAUCUGUUUCCUUCCUACAACCCGUGGGGUCGUCACUGUGGCCUUCAGCAGGAGCCUCUGCUGUUCAGCUGUGCUGGCUCUGACCCUUCACAUCGCAGGCUUUGUCCAUGCCGAGCUCACCUGUCUGCACUGCUGCCAAUAUAA